AUGUCAAAAGUGAUGAAGAAACCAAAAGUAUCGAUCGAUCAAAAGACUACACGUAUGCCAAAGAACGAACUUAUAGAUUUACUAUUUGGUGCUUUUGAAAAGUACACAUAUUGGACAUUACGUGGAUUAAAAGAUUAUGCGAAACAACCCGAGUCAUAUUUAAAAGAUGUGUUAAAUGAAAUUGCUAUACUAAACAAACGUGGACCAUAUAAUAAUUGCUAUCAUUUAAAACCUGAAUAUAGCCAACAAUCGUCAAAUGCAUCAGAAUCUACUGCACCAUUAGGAUCAGAAGCGCCUGCUGCUGAAACUAGUAAAGAAGUUGAAGAUGAUGAUUUUGAGUUUGAGAAUAAUGAUGAUAUUGAAUAUAAAUUGGAAUCUGACGAUAAAAAUUUAUUUAAAGAUGAUUAA
Messenger RNA from Rhizophagus irregularis DAOM 181602=DAOM 197198, 408 nucleotides. RefSeq lists its product as uncharacterized. Gene Ontology annotation, cellular component: transcription factor TFIIF complex. Gene Ontology annotation, biological process: transcription initiation at RNA polymerase II promoter; transcription by RNA polymerase II. The record is from RefSeq and is a predicted model, not a curated record. Lineage: Eukaryota; Fungi; Glomeromycota; Glomeromycetes; Glomerales; Glomeraceae.